AUGUUCUUGAAAGCUGCUGUCGCUUCGAUACCGCUUUUGGGUUCCGCGGUCGCGUCACCUCUCAACCAGCCGCCGUUCAAGCCUUCCGACCAAAAGGUCUCUCCGGCCCGAGGACCGAGUUUUAUUUUCAAUGAGACUUCGCCAACAGUCGAGCUCGACUUCCAUGCGGAAUCAGUACAAGCAUAUGCACUGCAAGAAACUUAUGACGCGAGCAACUGGUUCUCAAAGUUCAGCGUGCAGAACAUUGCUGACCCUACUCAUGGAUUCGUGAACUACGUCAACCAAGCCACAGCGCAGUCGAAGGGCCUCUACAGGACGCAAAAUAACCAAGUCUACAUCGGUGUCGAUUCUAGCACCGUCUUGAACCCUAACGGCGUGGGUCGCGACUCUGUGCGCCUCCAGAGUAACCGAGCUUACACUCAUGGCUUGGUCAUCGCUGAUUUUGCGCAUGUUCCCGGCUCAAACUGCGGGAGUUGGCCGGCUUUCUGGAUGGUCGGGCCAAACUGGCCUAACCAAGGCGAAAUCGACAUUUACGAGGGUGUCCACCUGAACACUUACAACCAGAUGACUCUUCACAGCUCUCCCGGCUGUGUACCGGUGUACAACCAAAACGGAGGUCAGACCGGCACUCACGUCUCCGAGGCAGAUUGUGGCGCUGGGGGCGGUUUCAAUGGCUGCGGUGUUCAGUCGAACAGUCCUACUUCCUACGGCACUGCUUUCAAUGCAAAUGGCGGCGGCGUGUACGCCACCCUCUGGACGUCUUCAGGCAUCAAGGUCUGGUACUUUGCUGCGAGAGAUGUUCCAGCGAACAUCAGGUCCGGCAACCCCGAUCCCAACACUUGGGGCACUCCCCAGGCCAACUUUGCUGGCUGCAAUUUCGACGCGAAGUUCUCCAACAUGAACAUUAUCUUCGACAUUACCUUCUGCGGCGACUGGGCUGGAGGUGUCUGGGGCUCCACGUCUUGUGCUUCGAUAAACCCCAGCUGCAACGCCUACGUGGCUCAGCAGCCUCAAUCUUUUGGAGACUCAUACUGGCUCGUCAACUCCGUCAAGGUUUACAGCGUCUAA
This is a messenger RNA of Paraphaeosphaeria sporulosa, 1068 nucleotides long. RefSeq lists its product as uncharacterized. The transcript is spliced from 6 exons. The coding region runs from base 1 to 1068 and encodes 355 amino acids. Lineage: Eukaryota; Fungi; Ascomycota; Dothideomycetes; Pleosporales; Didymosphaeriaceae. Gene Ontology annotation, molecular function: hydrolase activity, hydrolyzing O-glycosyl compounds. Gene Ontology annotation, biological process: glucan catabolic process. The record is from RefSeq and is a predicted model, not a curated record.